AUGGACAAUCAACGCCCGACACCAAACGGCGGCGCGAUCCCUGCAGAUCCCAUCAUUGACGAUGAUACCGAUGAGGCCAUCAGCAUAUACGCCGGAUCUUCAGUUUCACUCAGCGACAGCAUCCGACAAUAUCGCGAAAUUCACGGACGGACUUAUACGCGGAUGACAGCAUACUGGGGCCCCAACGAUGAGAUUCAGAACGAAUUGAUUGACUUCAAUCAUUGCUGGAUCACCGAGUUCUUGGGAGGCAGGUUAUUUCUAGCUCCGAUCAGCGAGCAUCCUCAGAAAAUACUCGACUUAGGCACUGGUACUGGAAUAUGGGCUAUCGACAUGGCGGAUGAAUUUCCGUCAGCGGAAGUGAUUGGGACAGAUUUAUCACCAACACAACCAGAGUGGACGCCGCCUAACUGCAGGUUUCACAUGGACGACUUCGAACUGGAAUGGAGGUGGCCAGACGAGCACUUCGACUACAACCACGGACGGAAUCUGGAGGCUUGUUUCGCUCACUUGCCAGCGACGAUGAAAGAAGCGUUCAAGCAUACCAAACCAGGAGGCUAUAUUGAGUUCUUGGAAUUUGACUCACAGACUCGAUCUCAGUCACAGGAAUUGCCUGAGGACCAUGUGUUCAAGAGAUCCUACGAGCAUAUCAUGAGAGCUGCGAGAAUCAUGGGCAAACCAGGCGAAAAUGUCAGCUCUGGUGCGUUCCAGAGUGCGCUCGAACAGGCUGGCUAUGUCAAUAUCACGAGACUUCAAUGGAGAAUCCCGAUUGGGGGAUGGUGUCUAGAUCGCAAGCUCAAAAGUCUCGGAUGGGCUAAUCUAGAUUUCCUUAACAACGCUUUAGAGGGCUUUGGGCUUUAUUUGUUUACGGAAGUUCUCGGCUUCACAUACGAGAAAACCCAGGAGUUGUUCACUGAGUACAAAGCUGCGAUGGGCGACCCGAGGCUUCAACCCUAUUAUCAUAUGCAAGUGCUCUUCCACCCUGUUACACGAAGAUAA
This is a messenger RNA of Colletotrichum karsti, 996 nucleotides long. Its product is annotated as methyltransferase domain-containing protein. The record is from RefSeq and is a predicted model, not a curated record. Gene Ontology annotation, molecular function: methyltransferase activity. The coding region runs from base 1 to 996 and encodes 331 amino acids. Lineage: Eukaryota; Fungi; Ascomycota; Sordariomycetes; Glomerellales; Glomerellaceae. The transcript has 6 exons.